Rhododendron vialii is the source of this 1075-nucleotide messenger RNA. RefSeq lists its product as uncharacterized. Lineage: Eukaryota; Viridiplantae; Streptophyta; Magnoliopsida; Ericales; Ericaceae. The coding region runs from base 1 to 573 and encodes 190 amino acids. The record is from RefSeq and is a predicted model, not a curated record. The transcript has 3 exons.
AUGCCUUUACCGAAAAGUUGGAAAACAACCAAAAAAAAACCCCAAGCCAUAGAGCCUCCCCAGCCGACCACCGGGGUCCGCCGCCCUCCGCCCUCCCCCUCCUCGGGGGUCGCGGAGGAACGCGUCCCCACCGCCCUUCCACGGCCGCCGCUGCUCAUCAAGCACAAGUCGUGGUCCCCGGACGCCUACCGCGACGAGGCGUGGACGAGGCAGAAGGAGAACCACGACCGCCGCGGACGGCGGAGCAAGAGCGUGACGGACGAGGACCUCGUCGAGCUGAGGGCGUGCAUCGAGCUUGGAUUCGGGUUCGACUCGCCGGAUACGGAUCACGGGCUGUCGGAUACCUUGCCCGCUUUGGGACUCUACUACGCCGUUAACAAGCAGUACUACGACACCGUUUCGAAGUCUUCGUCUUCUUUGGGUUCAUUGACGUCGUCGGAGUGCGACUCACCGUGUUCCAUGGGUAGCCCCCACACAAUAUUCGGCCCAGGUGAAAAUCCACAGACGAUGAAGACGAGGUUGAGACAAUGGGCACAGGUGGUGGCUUGUUCGUUGCGCCAAUCUCCUCGCUGACUCUCUCUCUCUCUCUCUCUCUCUCUCUCAUAUGCAUAUAUCUAUCUCCAUCUUUUCUAGCACUUGUUAGAGAGUAUCUAAUGGAGUAAUACAGAUAGGAGAAAUGGGUUGUUGGAUGAAAGCAAGCUCUGUAGUACCAAAAGGAACCAAACGCCAACCGACUUCGUUGAUGCGAAUAUUAUCAUGUGGGUGGUUGAGUAAUGAGUACCUCAGCAUAUUUUUUAAUUUAAAAAGGGAAAGAAAAGUCUGGUAGUGGUGUGAGAAUAGGCAUUUUUUUAAUUUAUUUUUGAUUGUUUCUUCGUUUGUUCUCUUAUGAGAGAUGAUGAUACUACGUACUGUGAUUCUAUCUUUUUACUCGGUUUGGGACUUUUUUUAGGUAGGAGUAGUAGAUUCCAGGUAUGAACUCUUGUGAAAAAUCAGAAGUCUUUAGCUAUUCUGUUUCUUUCCUUUCCUUUCCUCAAGAAAUGCGUUCAGAUUGAUUUAUUCUGUGGGGAUGGAGUCA